This is a messenger RNA of Erigeron canadensis, 1542 nucleotides long. Its product is annotated as lipid phosphate phosphatase 2-like. Gene Ontology annotation, molecular function: phosphatidate phosphatase activity. The record is from RefSeq and is a predicted model, not a curated record. Gene Ontology annotation, biological process: phospholipid metabolic process. The transcript is spliced from 8 exons. NCBI's taxonomy places the organism in Eukaryota, Viridiplantae, Streptophyta, Magnoliopsida, Asterales, Asteraceae. Bases 334 to 1353 code for a protein of 339 amino acids.
CCCCCUUACUAAAUACCCUUACCCACCCCGAAUAUCUAGACCCCCACCCUCCCCCAGAACCGCUUUCCGGCAAACUUCAUAUUCAAAACUCGUAAAUCACACAUUAAUUCAUCUCUAUCUCUACACAUCUAUAUAAUAUAUAUUUUUGUUUACAUUUUGUAAACAAUUUUUAUAAGAUCGUUUUCUCUACUUCAAAAGUACCUUCACAUUUUGCAGAUAUCCACUACUCACUCAUUGUUUUUUUUUUUUUUUCAUAUAAAACCUUAGAUUUUAAUAUCAUUAUUCUUUUAAAUAAAAAUAAAAUUCAGAAGGUAAUAAGGAAUAAGAAUAUUGAUGGGGGGUUGGAAUCCAUUCGCCUUUUUGAAGAAUAUGUUUCAGGGUGGGCAGGAAGGUAGGGUUAGGGAAGUUGAUCUCGGAGCCUUCUACAUCAAGUCUCAUGGAACUAAAUUGGUGAGGAGUCACAUGCACGAUUGGUUUAUACUUGUGCUCCUUGCAGGCAUAGAAAUUGUCCUAAAUAUUAUACAUCCAUUUUAUCGCUUUGUGGGUAAGGAUAUGAUGACUGACCUUAGAUAUCCAAUGAAGGAAAACACUGUUCCAGUAUGGGCAGUUCCUCUUUAUGCAGUUUUAUUGCCCAUUCUUGUUUUUAGCCUCAUUUAUCUUAGGAGAAGAGAUGUACAUGAUCUACACCAUGCAAUUCUCGGUCUUCUGUUUGCCGUGCUUAUAACUGGUGUUUUGACAGACGCAAUAAAAGAUGCAGUUGGAAGGCCACGGCCUGAUUUCUUUUGGCGUUGUUUUCCAGAUGGCCUAGAUAAAUAUGACACAUUUGGCGAUGUUAUAUGUCAUGGUAAAGACAAGGAUAUAAAAGAAGGGCACAAGAGUUUCCCUAGUGGCCAUGCUUCAUGGUCGUUUGCGGGUCUGGGAUUUUUGGCAUUGUACUUGGCUGGAAAAAUUAGAGUAUUUGAUCGUCAGGGACAUGUAGCAAAAUUGUGCAUUGUUUUUAUUCCUCUUCUUAUGGCGGCUCUUGUAGCAAUUUCACGGGUUGAUGACUAUUGGCACCAUUGGCAAGAUGUGUUUGCUGGUGGUCUUUUAGGUCUGUUUGUUGCCACCAUGUGCUAUCUGCAAUUUUUCCCAGCUCCAUAUCACUCUGAAGGUUGGGGUCCAUAUGCUUAUUUCCGAGCUUUACAAGACACAAAUUCUGACUCAAGAGGAGCUGAUCAUCCUAUGGACGGGGUGCAUAUGCAAGCUGUGGAGAUUCAGGAUUUCAACCAACCACCAAGGAGAAAUGGCAGCCAUGUCUUCAGGCAGGUGUCACUCUCUGAUUCGCCGCAAGAUGUAGAAUCUGGAAAAUUGUGAUCAUUGGGUCAGCUUAUUUAUUCUAUUAGGCAUCUUGAUUACACAUUGCUCAUAAAGUUGCCAAUUUCUGUAUAGAUUUCAUCUAAUCUUUGUAGUUGAGGAAAAACUAAAUGCGUUAUGCUAUCAUCUUCUUUAUGAUGGAUGUUUAUACUACUAGUCUACUAGAAAGUAAAUUUCAACUACUACAAA